This is a messenger RNA of Myotis brandtii (Brandt's bat), 2238 nucleotides long. It is a transcript of the gene SLC25A46, whose product is annotated as solute carrier family 25, member 46. NCBI's taxonomy places the organism in Eukaryota, Metazoa, Chordata, Mammalia, Chiroptera, Vespertilionidae. The record is from RefSeq and is a predicted model, not a curated record. Gene Ontology annotation, biological process: axon development; mitochondrial fission; mitochondrial membrane fission. Gene Ontology annotation, cellular component: mitochondrial outer membrane. The transcript has 7 exons. Bases 22 to 1023 code for a protein of 333 amino acids.
CAGUAAAUCUAAAUAUUGGUUAUGAGUAAUCUUAUUUCUUCUAUUUUAGAACAGUUGAGUAGAUUUGCUGGAUUUGGUAUUGGACUUGCAAGUCUCUUUACAGAAAAUGUACUGGCUCAUCCUUGCAUUGUUCUACGCCGCCAAUGUCAGGUUAAUUACCAUGCUCGACAGUAUCAUCUCACUCCAUUUACAGUCAUCAAUAUUAUGUACAGCUUCAACAAAACUCAGGGACCAAGGGCCCUUUGGAAAGGAAUGGGAAGUACAUUUAUUGUCCAGGGAGUCACACUUGGAGCAGAAGGAAUAAUUAGUGAAUUCACACCUUUACCAAGGGAGGUUUCACAUAAAUGGAAUCCUAAACAAAUAGGAGAACACCUUCUGCUGAAAUCCCUAACUUAUAUAGUGGCAAUGCCUUUUUAUUCAGCAAGUCUGAUUGAAACAGUACAGAGUGAGAUAAUUCGAGAUAAUACUGGGAUUUUGGAAUGUGUUAAAGAAGGCAUUGGAAGAGUGAUAGGCCUGGGAGUGCCUCAUAGCAAACGACUACUUCCUCUUCUCUCCUUGAUCUUCCCCACGGUGCUGCAUGGGGUUCUUCAUUACAUCAUCAGCUCCAUCAUUCAGAAGAUCGUCCUACUAAUUCUAAAGAGAAAGACUUAUCAUGGCCACCCAGCUGAGAGCACUAGCCCAGUGCAGAGUAUGCUGGAUGCUUAUUUUCCAGAACUUAUUGCUAACUUUGCUGCCAGUCUUUGCUCUGAUGUUAUGCUUUACCCCUUGGAAACAGUUUUGCACCGCCUUCACAUUCAAGGAACACGCACAAUAAUUGACAAUACAGACCUUGGCUAUGAAGUGCUUCCAAUUAAUACACAGUAUGAGGGAAUGAGAGACUGUAUCAAUACCAUAAAGCAGGAGGAAGGAAUGCUUGGUUUUUAUAAAGGGUUUGGUGCUGUUAUAAUACAGUACACACUGCAUGCAGCUGUCCUACAGAUUACCAAAAUCAUUUACUCUACGCUUCUUCAAAAUAGCGUUUGAGAUAUAAGUUCCCGAUUAGUCUAAAAGGCACAAUCUGGACACUUUGCUAUGAAAUUGUGAGGGUAUAAAAGUGAUACUGGGGGGGAAAUGGAUUAUAAGUGAAACUGGUAGAGAAAGCCCAUGCUCAUUAUAUUGACUUUUUUUUAAAGGCAUAGGUCUUUUAGGGAUCAAAAGUAUUCCAAAUUUGAAAACUCAAUAAAAAUAAUACUCAUCAAUUAAAUUCUAGCUAGUGUAGCACGCAUACUGAACUAAAAUUGGUCUUGAGCAGAAGCAAAAAUUUAUCAGCAAACACAAAACAAAAUUUUACAGAGCUGAAUUUAUUCCAUCUAACUUUAAUAUUUAUUACAUGUUAAUUUUACCUUCUUGGUUGAUAUUGGUAUGUCAUCCUUAAUAUAUAGUAUCAAGAGGUCAUAGUUUACCUUCAAGCAAAUAAAUAUGUAACCAAUGAUAAUGAUGAGAAGGAUUAGAUUUGGCAAUCUGUAAUCAGGAGUUGAAGUUUUAAAUUGUAUUAUCCCUAUAUAACGUUUUAAUGGCUGCAUAUUUAUUACAUAAAGCCAUUUAUGUUCACAUACAAAACUUGGAAUUUCCUUCCUUUCAACAAAUUUUCCACCUUUAGAUCAGCUUAUUGCAUAAGAUGACGUCACACACUUUCUGCUUAAAUAUAAAAAUAAAAUAUUAAAAGCCAAGUUAUCCAAAGAUUUAAGGCAAACAAUAUACUUGUCUAUAUCCAAAUACAGCAUUUCGGUGCCAGCAACUUAAUAUUCGUCAUAUGUUUAUAAAGCUUGAUUUGCUUACCUAGUUAUGUGAAUCAUCAGGCUGUUUUUAGAGCCACUCUUAACAGAGAUAGAAAAUAAAAUAAUCAUGACAACUAUUACUGUUUCUAAAUUUAGAAAUUGUGUACUGAAAGGAAUGUCACUUGUCUUUCAUUUCUGAAUGACCUGUCUUAGUGGAGACGCGAUUAAAAUUCACCUGGGAAUUUGUGCCUCUUGCCUUCUGUAUAGUUAUCAUAAAUUAAUGUCUUCAGUUUUUAUUCCAGGUUUGUUUAAAAUUUCAUACUCCAAACUAGAUAUACAUAAAUGGAAAAGCAGGUCUCUCCAUAUCGCCUUUUGUUUAAACUUGUUUGGAUGAAUACUGAAGAAAAAAUACAAACUUUAAAGGAAGUUUGUCCUCGCUUUUUAUGGAUGAGGUAAAGAGGUAAAUUUCAAUAAAUAAGCA